Penicillium oxalicum is the source of this 546-nucleotide messenger RNA. Its product is annotated as DUF3602 domain-containing protein. Lineage: Eukaryota; Fungi; Ascomycota; Eurotiomycetes; Eurotiales; Aspergillaceae. The coding region runs from base 1 to 546 and encodes 181 amino acids. The record is from RefSeq and is a predicted model, not a curated record. The transcript has 2 exons.
AUGAGUGCCCCCAACAUGACCCGCAACAUUUCAUAUGGCCGAGGAGGCGCCGGUAAGUCCAAUUAUCCCCGCGGUGAAAUCUUUCUCAGUCUGUGGCGCGCGCGCGCGCCGCAAGUGCCGGCCCGGAUUGCUGAGCUGAGUUGCGCUGACCCGCCGGACCUGGGAAUUUCUCGUCGAGCAGGCAACAUUGCACCGCAACAGCGACCCGCGACGCCCAAAGAUCUGGUGACGCCGACGAUCAAACAGGAGGUGUAUACCACCGGUCGUGGAGGAUCCGGAAAUAUGGUCCAGAAUGAUCCGCAACACCCUGAGCUCGCUCGCGAAAGCCAAGAUGUCGAGUCGCCGCCAUUACGCGCGGAGCAAUUCCCCCACCACACGGGCCGAGGUGGUGCAGCGAAUGCCUACAUCCCCACGCCCGAAGAGGAGCAGUCGGCGCGAAAGGAGGAAGCUGAGCUGGUGCGAGUGCGCACGCAAUCUCGGGACCGUCUCAAGGAGAUGGAACUCAAGCGACAGGAAGAACGUCGAGGAUCGCCUUCAUCCGCCUAG